AUCCCCCCUCGAAGUAAUCAAGGCAACUCCUCUUCUGCUGUCUCUCUCUCUCUCUCUCUGAGAAUCAAAGGCAUCUCCCUCGGAGAUUUCUCUCUAUCUCUCUCUCUGUACAGUACCACAGAAAGCAGAAAGAAGAUGGUGUCAGGUCCACCGGAAAUAGCCAAGAAACUGUGGAAUAUCGUACGGAUAGUGUUCUUUAUGCUGAGAAAAGGCAUCUCGAAGCGGAAGUUAAUGAUGGAUCUUCACCUGAUGAUGAAACGUGGCAAACUUGCUGGGAAGGCACUGGGCAACCUGAUGUUCCACCACCACUCCAAUCUCAGUUGCCGCUCCAACGACGUACAGCUGUCGUUCGUCGCUCCCCGUGAGUACGAGUUCAGCUGCAGCAACAGCCCCGCCUACCCCUCUCACUUCCCCUUCCACGUCAACAAGCGCAAGGGCCACCACCAUUUCUAUUCUUCUCACCACCACCAUCGUGAUCAGGACGAGAUAGACGCCGUUAAUGCGGUGCAGAAGGUGUUUGAGAUGUUGAACAAUGACGCUGUUAGUGUGGAGGCGUCGCCGUUGGUAAACCUGCCGGGGUUCGGGAAGAGCCCCAUGGUACGGCAGUUGAGGAUAACGGACUCACCGUUCCCAUUACGACCUAGCGAGGAAGACAGCCACGUCGACAAGGCAGCUGAGGAAUUUAUUGAGAGGUUUUAUAAGGAUCUAAGGCAGCAGAAGAGGAUGGCUGCUCUCGAGGCAAGCUACCAUGAUACGUGGUCGCCCCUGGGUUAAGAUACCGGCGUCGGUUGUCGGCCGGACUCCGGCUUUGUAUGUAAGACGGACCUACUACCGGCAAUAAACCCGAUUCCGCUUCGGCGUUGUGCUUCUCACUUCUCAUCAGUUCUCACCCCUGUUUCCUUUUGUUAAGAUUUAAGAGUGUCAAAAAUGAAUAAAAUAAAUGAUGUUUAUAUGAAGUAAAUGGCUAUUGUACUUAGGAGAGAAAUAGAAAUUGAUGAUCGGUUAUUCCACUUUGCU
This is a messenger RNA of Nelumbo nucifera (sacred lotus), 1017 nucleotides long. RefSeq lists its product as uncharacterized. The record is from RefSeq and is a predicted model, not a curated record. Lineage: Eukaryota; Viridiplantae; Streptophyta; Magnoliopsida; Proteales; Nelumbonaceae.